AUGCAAGUGCUGGCCUUUCUGGUCUCGCUCACCGGGCUAGCGACCAUCGCGGUGGUUCUGCGCUUGUGGACUCGGCUGCGUCUGCGGAGUGCGGGGUGGGAUGAUCUGCUAAUUGUGGUGGCUUUGGCCGCCAAUCUCGUCCUCUUCUCCUGCAGAGUCGUAGAAAUCCACCACGGCCUCGGCCACCCGGGCGAAACCCUCACCCCCGACGUCCUCCAAACCCAACUCAAAGGACUAUACUUCUCUCUCCCCUUCUACAAUCUCACCCUCCUGACCAGCAAACUCUCCGCCCUCGCCCUCUACACCCGGCUCUUCCGGCUCCGCCGCGUCCUCCUCACAAGCUACAGCCUCGCCGGCCUCUUGUGUGUGGCAGGAACAUGGAUCGUCCUCAGCGCAUUCCUCUUCUGCCUGCCCGUGCGCGACUUCUGGUCCGUCGCCCCGGACCACGCACCCCACUGCCUACCAAAAAAAGCGGUGUGGCUGAGCAACGGCGCCUUCCAGGUCGCGACGCACGUGGUCGUGCUGGCCAUCCCGCUGAUCGUGAUCCCGAAGCUGACGCUGCGGCGACGGGUGAAGGCGGGGUUGUUCUUGUUGUUCGGGCUGGGAUUGGUGGUGGUCGUAAUCAGCAUCGUCCAGCUGAUCACGGUGGUUGAGAUUCUGACGAGAGGCGGGGAUUUAACGCACAAAUCCCGCACCACCGCCCUCCUCGCCAGCACCGAGGCCAGCGCCUCCAUCCUCUGCGCCUGCAUGCCCCCGCUCUACCCGCUCUUCAGCCGGGCGUGUUCGCGGUGUUUGCGUGUCGUCCAUGCGCGGGUGGGCCGGCAGGGUGCGGCGCGGCACUACCCGCAGACGGUGAGUAUCCAUCUGACGCGGCCGGUGAUUGAGAAUCCGGUGUUCUAUGAUGGGUUCCGUGUCGGGGGUGGGAGUUAUACGGCUAGUGUUGAGGUUGUGGGGUCGGGGGUUUGAGUGCGGGGGAGCGGGAGCCGGGGCGGGAGCGGGAAUGGGAAUUGGAGCAGGGGGUUUCGGUGGUGAGGACUGUUGAUGUUGUUUCCGGGUUCGGGGAGGAUUCGGCGGAUGGGGACAUGGAGGGACGGCAUAGAGGGGUGCACUUGGCGGAUCUGGG
Aspergillus aculeatus ATCC 16872 is the source of this 1123-nucleotide messenger RNA. RefSeq lists its product as uncharacterized. The coding region runs from base 1 to 966 and encodes 321 amino acids. The transcript has 6 exons. The record is from RefSeq and is a predicted model, not a curated record. NCBI's taxonomy places the organism in Eukaryota, Fungi, Ascomycota, Eurotiomycetes, Eurotiales, Aspergillaceae.